AAUAUAGAGAUCUUUCGGGAGAAAAAAAAAUCGUUAAAUUAAGAAAAAUGGGUGUAAAAUAUGUUCGUAUUUGUUUUAUGGAAUGCUCUAAUCAACUUAGAUUUCAUAUCGUUCCUAUCGAUCGUUUUCAAAACUACGUUGUUAGCCAUGGACUGACGAUUCUGCGAGCUCUCACAUCUUUACCCUAUUUUGGAGAUGUGCUUCCAGAAACUAGUGGUGUCACCGCAACCGGAGAAUUAUUGUUGAAAGUUGAUCUUAAUACACUCACACGUUUAUCUUAUAAUCCUAAACAUGCGAUUGUCCAAACUUUCUUUGAAAAUAAAUUGACACCAGGAGAUCCUCAAUUUGGAAAGAUUGAUAAUUCACCUGAUUCACUGGCUUUCCCGCUUUGCCCUAGAACUUGUCUUAAAAAUAUUAUUGAUUCUGCCAGUAGGGAUCUUGGUAUUACUUUUUUGGUUGGAACCGAAUGUGAAUUCGUAUUACUUAAAGACUGCACACCGACGCCCGUUGAUAAUACUACUUAUGCUUGCGCUAGUUCUUUUCGUCUUCCUAGCUCUGUUGAAACCUUGGAUAAGAUGGUUGAGUCUUUGCAAGAACAAGGGAUCGAAGUCGAACAAUUUCAUUCUGAAGCGUGCCCAGGUCAAUUUGAAAUCGUCACUGGACCAGAAAGUCCAUUGAUUGCAGCAGACAAAAUUGUUUUAACACGUGAGACAAUAUAUGAUGUUGCUUCUCAGGCUGGUAUAAAGGCAACGUUUGUGCCUAAACCCUUUAAGGGACAAGGAUUAUCACCAUAUGAAAGGUCAUUCAUUGCUGGUAUUCUACAUCACAUCAAGGCAAUCUGUGCUUUUUCUUUACCAACAGACCAUUCAUAUACACGUGUUGUUGAUAAUUGCUGGGCCGGAUCUUGGAUUUGUUGGAGUGUUGAGAACCGUGAAACGCCAGUUAGAGUGUGUUAUAGACCAAGGACUGGUCCAGAUGGAAAGUACCUUGAUGUUCAUUUCGAACUCAAAUGUGUAGAUGCUACUUCCAAUCCAUACCUCACUAUCUCCGCCAUUAUUGCCUCAGGAGUUGAUGGAAUCAAAAAAGAAAUGCAGCUUACUACUAGUCCCAUGCUCGAUAAUCCUGCUGCUCUAAGCAAUGAAGAGCGUAAGAAAAGAGGUGUUACUGAGAGAAUGCCUGGAAAUCUGCCAGAUACAUUAAAAGCAUUGAGGGAAGACAAAGUACUUAUUGAAGCUCUAGGUGAGCCCAUG
This is a messenger RNA of Racocetra persica, 1250 nucleotides long. NCBI's taxonomy places the organism in Eukaryota, Fungi, Glomeromycota, Glomeromycetes, Diversisporales, Gigasporaceae. The record is from the annotation of a GenBank genome assembly.